Messenger RNA from Saccharomyces cerevisiae S288C, 1017 nucleotides. The record is from the annotation of a RefSeq genome assembly. NCBI's taxonomy places the organism in Eukaryota, Fungi, Ascomycota, Saccharomycetes, Saccharomycetales, Saccharomycetaceae.
AUGGAAAUGACUUACUAUGAAAAGACACCUUUGAUUCGUCAAUUUUUGAACAAUGGUAAGACAAAUUCGUGGUUUUACGUUAAGCAUGAGAUGUUACAACCAGGUGGAAGUUUCAAAUCGAGAGGAAUCGGGCAUUUGAUAAGGAAGAGUAAUGAAGAAGCGCUAAGCGAGGGUUCUGGGAAGCUUGCUGUAUUUUCUAGCUCUGGGGGAAAUGCUGGUUUAGCAGCAGCAACUGCCUGCAGAUCGAUGGCACUUAAUUGCAGUGUAGUGGUUCCUAAAACUACAAAACCUAGAAUGGUAAAGAAAAUUCAAAGUGCAGGAGCCAAAGUCAUUAUCCAUGGUGAUCAUUGGGGGGAAGCAGAUGAAUACUUGAGGCACGAAUGAAUGGCGCAAGAAAGCCAACAUGGUUCGAAGACACUAUAUGUGCACCCGUUUGAUAACGAGACAAUUUGGGAAGGUCAUUCUACGAUUGUGGAUGAAAUCAUAGAACAAUUGAAGGAAAAUGAUAUAUCCUUACCUAGGGUGAAAGCUUUGGUUUGUAGUGUUGGUGGUGGUGGGCUAUUUAGUGGCAUAAUUAAAGGCCUAGAUAGGAAUCAGCUUGCUGAAAAAAUUCCGGUCGUUGCUGUAGAAACUGCCGGUUGUGACGUAUUGAAUAAGUCUCUCAAAAAAGGUAGUCCAGUUACUCUUGAAAAAUUGACAAGUGUUGCAACUUCUUUGGCCUCCCCAUACAUAGCAUCAUUCGCGUUUGAGAGUUUUAACAAGUAUGGAUGUAAGUCUGUAGUUUUAUCAGAUCAAGACGUUCUGGCAACAUGCUUGAGAUAUGCCGAUGACUACAAUUUUAUAGUGGAACCAGCCUGUGGAGCAUCCUUACAUUUAUGUUAUCAUCCAGAGAUUCUUGAAGACAUUCUGGAACAAAAAAUAUAUGAGGAUGAUAUCGUUAUUAUAAUCGCAUGCGGUGGAUCAUGUAUGACGUAUGAAGACUUGGUGAAAGCGUCGAGCACAUUAAACGUAUCAUAA